Messenger RNA from Kwoniella mangroviensis CBS 8507, 1350 nucleotides. RefSeq lists its product as uncharacterized. NCBI's taxonomy places the organism in Eukaryota, Fungi, Basidiomycota, Tremellomycetes, Tremellales, Cryptococcaceae. The coding region runs from base 1 to 1350 and encodes 449 amino acids. The transcript has 4 exons. The record is from RefSeq and is a predicted model, not a curated record.
AUGUCAUCAUCGAACGACGGAGGAGGGGGUCUCUUAGGAGGUCUACUGGGAGGUGGCAACGAGGAUGAAGAUACUACCACUCAGCUUCUCUCGCAGACUACCAAUACUCGACAAGCCCAAAUUACAGCUACAGCUACAGCUUCUCCAGAGGAAGAUGAUGAAUUGACCUCAACAGGAAUCGGAGUAACACGUACGGCAAACCUAGUGGACUCCACGGGUACAGGAGUGGCGACUACCUCUUCAGCUUUGUUCGAGGGAGAUACGACGAGUGCAACAGAAGCUACCAGAACAGUAGGUCAAGCAGCAUCAUCCUCCUCGGCUGCGUCGUUCAACACCGCCUCUGGUAUAUUGUCAAGUAGUCAAAGUCAAACUGGCUCAACCCUUUCUUCAACCCCUGCAAUCUCAUCGACUCGAAGUUUGGCUAUUCCAAGCUCAAGCUCAAUUGCAAUUUCGUCGGCAGUACCAGAAACGACAUCGGCAGACAUCACUUCGACUCAAGAAACUGCCACAGAGACCACCCCACCAGUGAUAGUGACCAUCUCAGCCGGGCAGAAUGUCACUCUCACAUCUUCGAUCUAUUCCACUCCUCCACCGACGUCUUCGGACAAUACCUCAAAGGAAGCUGCCAAUGACAAUAAAGAUAAUACCUCCAUACUGAAUACCGAUAAUAAAUUGUUUCCUCUGGGUGUCGUAUUGGUAGUCGUAGGAAGUAUAAUAGCCCUGGUAACGAUCCUAUGGCCCCUAAUGAAAGUGUUCGGUAUAACUCGUCGACGAAAACGACUCCGAGGGGCGAUACCUUCAUUCGUACCUCCAGAGAGGAUCGAUUUCCCUGAUGAGAGUAACGAAAAGUGUGAUGGGUAUCCUUCUGUCCAUCACCACCAUCAACGAAAUCGGAGUAAUUCAAGCUGGGAUUAUAUGCCUGGAUACGAUACUGCUCCAGCAGGAGGUAGGUCAAUCACACCGAUGGAAGGUGGUAAUUUAGCCGGUUUUGGCGUGGGUCAUACCAACCAUCAAGAUAUCAUACCUGAUUCCCCUCCAGCAGGUCAACAGUAUAUCCCCCCAAGUCAGAUGAUGCAAGAUCAACAUCAACAUCCUCAACAGCAAAACCCUUUCAUGGUCGAUAACCAUAAUUACAAUAACAACAGUAGGGACUUAGUACCUGUACGAAGUAAUUCGCAAUCCUCAAAUUCGUCCAACUCUCAUGAUAGGUACGGUCUCACGAGGAAGGGGACAGUGACUGACGCUUAUGGAGGGAUGGAGACGGACGUUCAGAGGAACGGAUCGGUGGGGAAUGGACAUAAAUUGAAUAAAAGUAGAGAUUGGCAAUCAGGAGCCGGUGGGUAUGUAUGA